Molecule: messenger RNA, 2256 nt
Organism: Lachancea mirantina
Lineage: Eukaryota; Fungi; Ascomycota; Saccharomycetes; Saccharomycetales; Saccharomycetaceae
Source: the annotation of a GenBank genome assembly
AUGUCACAAGACGAUUUUGAGACUCCAGCUGUCAACACGUAUGUUGAUGCUUUAGAAGAGCCAAUUGCGGGACCGAAUGAUGAACAAGUUUUAGGCGAAGAUGGGGUUGCCAAUACAAACAAAGCGCCCGCAGGUGAAGCACAAAGCGACACUGGGGCACCCGACUCGUCAGAAAAGCCUACGGAGGGGAUAUUUCGCGGACUUAAAUUUUACGUUGCGCACAACGAAAAUCGUGAAGAACUUCUGAGUUUGAUACGCGAAAAUGGCGGUGAAGUCUUGUCCGCGUUGCCCUCCGGUGGCAGCGCCCACGAAUUUGUCGUAUCGCCUUACAACACGACCAAUCUGGCUACAGUGACACCCGCGUACAUCAAGAGCUGUUGUACCAACAAUGUGCUCAUGAAAUUGCAAAACUAUCUAGUGCCUUUCGAUGAAUUCCGCGCCGUCAUCGACACACAGUUGCAAAACGACAACGGGGAUAAAACCGAAGAUACCGUUGCGGCGGACCCCGCCAAGGAUAUGGCUAUCGAUGUCAAUAUCCCUGAAGUGGCCAGCAAUGCAGUCCCCACUGGUGGCUCGCAAGCGGAUCCCGCCAACGCGACUUCUGGAACUCCGGGAACCACAGGUGUUGCGCCGACUACCGCGCCAGUGGCCGACACUGAAAAAACCUUGAAGCAGGAGCCUCAUGGGGAAACUAAGUCGGAACCUUCCGCCACGGAAAGCACACAUGUGGUUUCCGAAGUCCACCCACCUGUUACCGUCGCUGCCGACUCCAACGCGCCUGCGGAUCCAGCCUAUGAAAAUGCUCGCCCUACGGUCCCCAAGAGCAGAUUACCCAGUCACAAUAAAUCCUCGUUUACGGAAGAAGAGGAUGAGUUCAUCUUGGAUGUUGUCAGGAAGAACCCCACCAGGCGCACGACCCACACUUUAUUUGACGAGAUCUCCCAUUAUGUUCCCGAUCACACGGGCAACUCUAUAAGGCACAGAUAUCGGGUCUAUUUGGCCAAGCGACUGAAAUAUGUUUACGAAGUCGAUGCCAGCGGCAAGCUUGUGCGUGACGAAAACGGGAAUUUGAUUAAGACGAACGUGCUUCCAAAAUCCUUGAAAAACAAGUUUACCGCAGAGGAGGACUAUUCCUUGGCAACAGAUGUGAAAAAACAAUUCUACAGGGACUUGUAUCAACUAGAUCCUGAUACGGGCAAGUCGUUGAUUACCGAUGACGACGCCCCCAAUGAAGCGGCAAGAAGAGCUCUCAUGAUGGACCCCAACAACAUACCGGGAUCUGAACCCUCAUUCCAACAGUACCGGGUGGGAGAAAGACGGGGUCCUGUGCCAAGAGAAUUUUUCAAAACGUAUGCGGAAAAGAAUCCCAAUCACACUGAAAACGCUUGGCGAGACAGAUUCAGAAAGUUUCUUUUAAGCUAUGGUAUCGAUAAUUACGUUGCCUAUUAUGAGCGAGAAAUGGAUCAAGGUCGGUCACCUGAAGCCAUGAAAAACAUGACUAACAGACCUAAGAGACCAGGUGUCCCCACGCCUGGGAAUUACAAUAGCUAUGCUAAGAGGGCCAGAAGUCUUUCACAUCAACAACAGCAACAAGCCGCCGCAGCGGCCGCCGCUGUGGCAGUACAAGGUAAUGAUCCUAACACGGGCGUGCAAUACUCUAUCCCAGAAGGCGAUUUACUAGAUGAAGAAACGCUAAAUUUCAUAUCUGGCUUAAGGCGUGAUCUAUCUCGCAUUGAGUCCAACAACAACAUGGCGUUCGAGUAUCCACAAGAUAUUGCAGAGUCUAUUCGUAACGAUUUCACCAACGAAGAAAGUCAAUUCGACAAUUUCGAUCCUGACGACAUUCCAUUCCCACCUCAACUGGCUAGCACAGAAUUAUUCAUGCCACAUUUUUUCCAGUUUAACAGCACAAGACAAUUCUUGGACAAGGUUAAUGAGGUGAUAUCGCGUGAUUACGAACCAUCGCAAGCAGAAAAAUUGGUCCAGGACCUAUGUGAUGAGGCCGGAGUACGGAAGACGUUUAGCACCGGUAUACUGACUGCACUUUCUGGAGAUCUCAUGGUCUUCCCACGUUACUUUCUUUGCAUGUUCAAAUACAAUGCCAACCCGCCUUUGAACAUACCAGGAAUUUGGACAAGAGAAGAUGAUGAAUUGCUAAGGUCUGGUAAUGAGGAGGAUGUGAAGGCUCUGACCAGAAAGCACGGUGUUGGCAGAAUUGAAAUGAGGAAAAGGUUUAUUGCUAGUGAUUUGGUUUGA